Cryptosporidium ubiquitum is the source of this 1848-nucleotide messenger RNA. RefSeq lists its product as uncharacterized. The coding region runs from base 1 to 1848 and encodes 615 amino acids. The transcript has 2 exons. NCBI's taxonomy places the organism in Eukaryota, Apicomplexa, Conoidasida, Eucoccidiorida, Cryptosporidiidae. The record is from RefSeq and is a predicted model, not a curated record.
AUGCACACAAAUUUGAUUGUAAAUAAAAGAGGCAGUCCUGAUAAUAAACAUGAAAAUGUUAAACAACUUAGGGAAGAAAAAGAAAAAAUUAAGGAAUGGAACGAGAAUCUGACUAAUCUUGUUACAAAUAUUAACCGUGGAACAAAUAGUCCAACAAAUAAAUUGAUCAAUACCGAUAACAAAAAUAAUAGGUAUUAUGAUAACUCUCCAAAAAAAAUACCCUUUAAUGGGCGUAUAAGGGUUGAAAACAAAAAAGCAAAUGAGUACUUCGAUAAGAAAUUUGAUUUUACAAAUCAAAAGAUCAACAAAAAUAAUUCACUUGAAGAGCAGUAUACAUUAGCGCUUAUUGAGAAGCAGAAUAUUGAAGAGUCAUGCAAUGAACUCAAGAAGAGAUACAAUCAACUUGUUCUUAGAUUUGAAGAAGCAAUCGAACAAAAAGAGUCAUUCAGAGAAGGUUUAAAAAACAAGAUUAAUGAAUAUCAAAAACUACAAGAACUUCAUAACGGCACUCAGAGCCUACUUGCUGUGGGAAACAAGGCUCAAGAAGAACUUUAUCAAACUCAAAAACAAUUCCAAAUAAUUCUUGGUAAGCGAAAUCUUGAAUUCUCAAAUGUGAAAGAUGAAUUAGAAACAAAAAAAAUGGAGUUCGAAGAACUUGAAAAAAAAUUUGAAUUGCUUGUAAAAGAAAAUAAAGAAAAAGAUGAAAAUAUUGACAAAAUGAACAAAGAGAAAACUAGUGUUGAAGAGCAAUUAUCUAACUUUGUAAAAAACAACCAAGAUUUGAAAAAAGAAAGAGAUCAAAUGAAAAGGGAGUUAAAAAUUUAUGAGCCUCUAUCACGAUCUAAAGAAAUGGUGGACAAAAUGGCUGCCUAUCUAGAGACGCUGUUAAUAAAAAGAAAUGAAGUUAUCUCAGAGAUUACUGAGGAUUUGUCAAAAAAUACAGGGAAUCUUACAGAGGAAAUUUCGAACAUUCGCAAGGAUAUCGUCGGAAUCGAAAAUAGCAUACAAAAAUUUUCAGGUGUAAUUUCUCACUUUAAAAACAAUAUCAUUGCGAACGAAACACAAAGAAUUCAGGAGUCUGAUAUGCUUGUGAAAAGUUUGAAAACUCAGCUUAAAAACUACAAGGAAAAUAUUAUUAAUCUUAAGAAGCUACUUUUUAAUAGUGUUGGCCGGCCAGGAAAUGCUCUUGAGCCUAGUUUAACUUUCGAAGUUAGAAAUGGCUCAAUUUUACGUAAAUUGCAAGGUAACCAUGGCAAUACAAUAAAGUGUUAUUGCAGGAUUAUUGGAACAAUUUUUGAAUACACGACUUCAAGUAAUGUUGUGAAAACCAUCCCUUUGGAAAAAGUGAUAGGUAUUGACUAUGGAAAUAACUCGAACUCAUUUCGAAGAAUUAAUCAACCUAAAGGCUUCUUUCACGAGCUCUUUAAACGUCAGGCAAAAAGUGAUACAGAGGAAGAUAAAAAAGCUGUAAUCAAUGUGCCUUGGCUUUUUUUUAGCAUUCGAAUUCUUGAUGGUUACGAUACGGUUUGUUCGGAUUUUAUCGCCACUUCACUGGAGUCUGCGAUGUCAUGGAUUGUCACAAUUGGCCGCUAUGCAACAUAUAUACAAAGAUCAAAAGGCUUGUUUACGUAUAAUUUCAUCCAAACAAAACAUGAAUUCUAUAGUGUAUCUUUGAGGAUGAAAACGAUGUACUUGUGCCAACAAAAAGAAUUAAAUAUAUCACAACUAUAUAUUACCGCAAUACACACAACUUGCCUUAAAAAUCCACAGCUUAUUAGAAACCAAACAGCAUGGAAUAAUCUGAAGAAUAUUAUGAGGAGAAUUACUAACCAAAAGUUUUCCAAGUAA